Aphanomyces invadans is the source of this 1614-nucleotide messenger RNA. RefSeq lists its product as hypothetical. NCBI's taxonomy places the organism in Eukaryota, Oomycota, Saprolegniomycetes, Saprolegniales, Verrucalvaceae. Bases 110 to 700 code for a protein of 196 amino acids. The transcript has 2 exons. The record is from RefSeq and is a predicted model, not a curated record.
GCCACAUCUUAUCAUGUGCGAGCCAAGAUCAACUGGCAAGACGAAGUAGGUCAGCCGCGCACUCGGUCAAGUGGAUUAUUGACAUUUUGCCGAGGUCAUCAGCACGGUUAUGUCUACUGCGACGUCAAGCUGGAAAACGUGGUUUUCGGGUAAGAAGUUGGAUACAAGCUCGCAGGGCUUUGACAAUAAGAUGCGGUUUUGUACUCCCAAGAACGAACAGCUGCACCGAGCAAUACUGUCCUCAAGAAAUGGCGCACUAUAUUCUUGGCCACGCUCAGCAACUUCGAGCGUCGACCAAGUUUGUUGUGUGGUGCACAGCUGUGUUGGUGUGCUCGAACUGUGUCUACAUGAUGGCGCUGGCUGGCAAAAUUUUGAAGAUGUGGCAGUCGUCCAGGUCCUGCCCAAGCUUGCUUCCCAUGGAAUUUCCUUCGAGGCCAGUGUAACUGCGACAGGAUUGAACGCCGAUCGGCAAGCUCGAUUGCUCAGGUGUUUACACGUGGACCCUGCCCAACGCAGCAGUAUGCAAGACCUCGUCUACCUUCUGCCCGGCACAUCUAUCAAGCGCAGUGGCAUGACCAAAGUGUGUGAGCGAUUGAGUGCGCUCAGCAUCAACGCCCGUGAAGUUGGAAUCGAUGUCAAGGCAGGGAAUGCUGUGGCCUCCCAGGCACUCAAGCUCAACUCGGAUCAUGAUGAAAAAUAAUGAAGAGCGAUUUGAUGCGAGCUAUUUACGACGCCACGGAAGGGAACAUUCAUCAUUUUGCCAUACAGCAUCGAGACCCAGCGCCAGGAACAAACCAAACCAAGCAGGAAGAAGCGAUCAUGAAGACCGUGUGGGUUUUUCGGGCGGAUGAAGCAAAUGGGUUCCAUCGUCGUGGCAGCUGUUCAAGAGAAGAAUCCUGUCGCGGCAGCGAAAGCUGCAGUCGAUGGACUCACACAAGGCGAGACUGUGUAUUUUUAUUUGCUCGACGAUGUACUGGCGCGCCGGUAGAGGGUGGCGUGUACCCAAUUGAAAUCACCAGAAAAACGAAGCUAUACAUGGAAUUCAUGGCGACAAGCAUGCCACUGUUUCAGAGCUCGUUCAAGUUGCUCAAGAUGGAGAACUCGGCUGCGAACUUCUUCAAUUUCGUGGGCAUUCCAUCGUUGAGUAACGACACAAUGUCCAACAUUGCAGGCUUGUUGGACGUAGAGAGCUUUCCCUCGUGAGGGAAAGCUCUGCCACUGAAUUUGAAAAAUUGUCCACAACGAGCUGGAAAACAAAAGCGAGGUCAAGUCCACUCGAGGAGCAGCACUGCGGGAAUUGGAAGCUUUCUUUGCCGUCAAAGAUCCAAUCCGUACGUUUUCCGGGCUCCCUCAGGGGUACUUAUCCUCCGGCGAAGCAGUCUGGACUAGGGAAUCCUCUAGUUUGCUCGAGGCAAGGUCCAAGAUUACCCAGCUACAUCCAGUGUUUGAACUAGUGCGCGCAGGCAGCAACGCGUCACGAGGAGCCGGUGUUUCGCCAGAAAUGCAACAGCCUUCUAGUACGAUCACCGCGCAUACUGUCCAGUGUAUAAAAGGAGUGCAGUCGCAUUAAAGUCGUUUGAAAAAACACAGGAAGGUCGUGGUGAGUGCCGUUGC